Mobula hypostoma (lesser devil ray) is the source of this 1091-nucleotide messenger RNA. RefSeq names its product replication factor C subunit 1-like. The record is from RefSeq and is a predicted model, not a curated record. The transcript is spliced from 3 exons. NCBI's taxonomy places the organism in Eukaryota, Metazoa, Chordata, Chondrichthyes, Myliobatiformes, Myliobatidae. The coding region runs from base 70 to 438 and encodes 122 amino acids.
AGAAAGGAAAUUAUACGCCAGUUAGGCUGACUUCAGUGGUUGGGAGGAUGUUGGAGUCCAUUAUUAAGGAUGAGCUUUCAGCGUACUUGGAGACCCAUGAUAAAACAAGCCAAAGUAAAAGCUGCAUUUACUCGCACCUAUAACAAAGAGACACACUUGACUCCAUAUGCUCUGCAAGCCAUAAAGAAACUGAAACAUGGGAGUGGUGCUGGAUCAUCUCUGGACUCUGAGCUUAAUGAUGAUUCGCAGACAGAGGAUGUUCAAGCAGAUGAAGCUGAGGAUAACUUGGAAAUGGGUGGAAUGAUUAAGAUGCUUCUUGACAUGCUAAGAAUCUCCAGUAUUUUAACAAGGAAAUCUGAAGACACUGGAAGUCAAAGCAAUACACACAAAACACUGGAGGAACUCAGCAGGCUAGGCAGCCUCUAUAGAAAUGAGUAAACAGUGGACUUUUUGGGCUGAGACCCUUCACCCUCCAGUAUUUUUUUUAAUAUAUACUGAUUUUGGUCCAUCUUUCCAAUGAUCUACUAAGGGGACACUAAGAUUCCUGUUAAUUAUCAACUUUAAAGAAAACUAGCAAAAGAUGACACGUCACUGAGCCCUGCUUAUAUUUGUACUUUAAGUAUCCACUUCCACUUCAGGAAAGUCAGAUAACUGAAAUUAUAUUUAGGCGGGUUUAACGACUGAAUUAAAAUAAACUGUUCUGACAAAAUGAAUCAAAUAGAUUGAGAAACCUGACAUACAGCACAGCAGCAAUGGCUGCUUAACAGUAGCUUUUAAUUGUAAAUACUCAUCCCAGUAGCAUCAUCUUAUGUGUCUCCCUGUACUGCAUAUGAAGUUAAUUCUCUUGAAUUGGUAAGUUGGUUAUCAUUCUCCAGAAGUAUUUUUUGAGAAUGUAACAUGUAAAAUAAGAUGACAGAAAACUAGGUGCUGUGGAUGUACUUGGAGUUUCAGAAAUCCUCAAAUGAAGUCCCACAUUAAAAAAAAAGGCAUUUAAAUUAAAGUGCAUGUUAUAAUAGGAAUAAAUGGUAUUUUUGAGUAGUAAAUUAUAACUAGUGCAGUACCACAAAGGUUAGUGCUAUACAAUAUACACA